Messenger RNA from Aethina tumida (small hive beetle), 1417 nucleotides. It is a transcript of the gene Rpt6, whose product is annotated as 26S proteasome regulatory subunit 8. The record is from RefSeq and is a predicted model, not a curated record. Gene Ontology annotation, molecular function: proteasome-activating activity; ATP hydrolysis activity; ATP binding. Gene Ontology annotation, cellular component: proteasome regulatory particle, base subcomplex. The coding region runs from base 127 to 1341 and encodes 404 amino acids. Gene Ontology annotation, biological process: proteasome-mediated ubiquitin-dependent protein catabolic process. Lineage: Eukaryota; Metazoa; Arthropoda; Insecta; Coleoptera; Nitidulidae. The transcript has 5 exons.
GAAUUCCACGAUUCUGUCAAAAGCGGUGAUUUCGUGUUUUUGAUGUGUUUGAGUUUUUCAUAGAAGUUUGGGAUAAAUAUUCAUUCAUUGAUCUGCUGCUGGCUAAAGCAGAAUUACAUUACAACAAUGACGGUGAUAAACAAGAUGGAAGUUGACGCCGGACCAAAGGGCGAAGGUUUCCGGUCCUACUACAUCACUAAAAUCGAAGAACUUCAACUUAUUGUGGCUGAGAAAAGUCAAAAUUUGAGACGUCUUCAGGCUCAAAGAAACGAACUUAACGCAAAAGUAAGAAUGUUGAGAGAAGAAUUGAUGUUACUUCAAGAACAAGGAAGUUAUGUGGGUGAAGUAGUGAAACCAAUGGAUAAAAAGAAGGUACUUGUUAAAGUUCAUCCUGAGGGCAAAUUUGUUGUGGAUAUUGACAAAAAUAUUGACAUCAACGACGUCACACCAAACUGUAGAGUUGCUCUGCGUAAUGAAAGCUACACCCUUCACAAAAUUCUACCAAAUAAGGUUGAUCCCUUGGUGUCCCUUAUGAUGGUUGAAAAAGUGCCAGACUCCACAUAUGAAAUGGUUGGAGGCUUGGACAAGCAAAUCAAAGAGAUCAAAGAAGUAAUUGAGCUCCCAGUCAAGCACCCAGAGCUGUUCGAUGCUUUGGGCAUAGCCCAGCCUAAAGGAGUGUUACUCUAUGGCCCACCCGGAACGGGCAAAACACUUCUGGCCCGUGCGGUCGCCCACCACACCGAAUGCACCUUCAUCCGAGUCUCCGGCUCCGAACUGGUCCAGAAAUUCAUCGGCGAGGGCUCCCGUAUGGUACGAGAGCUCUUCGUGAUGGCCAGAGAACAUGCUCCCUCCAUCAUAUUCAUGGACGAGAUCGAUUCCAUCGGAUCGUCGCGUAUUGAAUCGGGAUCCGGGGGUGAUUCCGAGGUACAACGUACAAUGUUGGAGCUGCUUAAUCAGCUCGACGGGUUCGAGGCGACGAAGAACAUCAAGGUGAUCAUGGCGACUAACAGGAUCGACAUUUUGGAUCCGGCGUUGCUGAGGCCGGGUAGGAUUGACAGAAAAAUCGAAUUUCCACCACCAAACGAAGAAGCUAGAUUGGACAUUCUUAAAAUCCAUUCAAGGAAGAUGAAUCUGACCAGGGGUAUUAACUUGAGAAAGAUCGCUGAGCUUAUGCCUGGAGCUAGUGGAGCAGAAGUUAAGGGCGUCUGUACUGAGGCUGGCAUGUAUGCCUUGAGAGAGAGGAGAGUCCAUGUCACACAAGAAGAUUUCGAAAUGGCUGUAGCUAAAGUAAUGCAGAAGGAUUCUGAGAAGAACAUGUCUAUUAAGAAGUUGUGGAAAUAAAUUUUGGGAUCUUCAAUAUAUCUGCUUUACAAUACAUUAUGAUACUUGAUUUUUAAAUUAAAUAAUUAGUAUUUAA